Molecule: messenger RNA, 2669 nt
Organism: Yamadazyma tenuis ATCC 10573
Lineage: Eukaryota; Fungi; Ascomycota; Pichiomycetes; Serinales; Debaryomycetaceae
Gene: DUN1
Product: serine/threonine protein kinase
Biological process (GO): protein phosphorylation
Molecular function (GO): ATP binding; protein binding; protein kinase activity
Source: RefSeq, a predicted model, not a curated record
UCAGCAUGUCUUUGAAUAGAAAACGAGCCUUUGGAGAAGAGGUAGAUGAGCUAAGAACAGUCGCGGCAAAGCGACAGGAACUCAAGUACGAGAUAAUUGCAAAUAUGUACAACACCGAUCAAGAACAAUCUCACAUCUCACUCUCCAAGAAGCCCAGCGGUCUCCUCAUCGGCAGAAGCAGUCAGUGUGACAUUCGAAUACUGGGCGUAGACGUGUCGUCUAAACACUCGAAGCUCUCGUUGGCCACCAACCAAAUACGAGACUAUUUCUUCGUUACCGACUUGAGCUCCAAUGGGACCUAUGUAAACGGCGAAAAGUUGGGCCACGGAACCAGCGUGCUCUUAAAAAGUGGAGAUCACGUGUCGUUUGCCAAGACAGGUGGAGCCUUCAUCUUUCGCUACUGUGCUGAUGAGAAAGAAACCGCUCAUAGAAAAAGAUCACUCUUCGAUGACUACGUAUUGGGAAAACAACUAGGAGCCGGCCAUUACGCGGUGGUUAAAGAAGCACGAAACAGAUUGACGGGGGACAUUGUGGCAGUGAAGAUCUUUCACCCGAACAAGACGUCGAAGAACUCUAAAGACGAAGAAGCCAAAUUGCAACAGGAGAUUGAUUUACUUCUUUCCAUAGACCAUCCUAAUAUCGUCAAGUUUAUUUCCCGUUACGUGGAGCCCGUGAGCCAGCAUACGAUGUCAACGUUCCUAGUGCUCGAGAAGGUUAACAGUGGAGAAUUGUUCCAGAGAAUCAUAAACAAACUGAAACUUCGGGAAGAUGAGACCAAGGGCUUAUUUAAGCAGCUUUUGUCAGGUCUUCUUUAUUUGCAUGAAAACAACAUUAUCCACAGAGACAUCAAGCCCGAGAACAUACUCCUCGAUAUCACUCCCCGGAGGUCCAGCGAGCAGGUCCAAACAGGUCCGUGGGACCAUGAUGAAUACGAUAUUAGAGUGAAAAUCGCUGACUUUGGGUUGGCGAAAUUCAUUGGGGAACUCAAAUUCACAAACACCUUGUGUGGAACUCCUGCGUACGUUGCGCCCGAGAUACUCAGUGACCAGCGAAACUACUCAACCAAGGCAGACAUCUGGUCGAGUGGUGUACUUCUAUAUGUUUGUCUCUGUGGGUUUCCACCAUUUAGUGAUGAGCUAGGACCUCCCACCAUGAGAGAACAGAUAUUAAGUGCCAGAUAUGCCUUCUAUUCUCCGUACUGGGACGAUAUCACGGAUCCAGCCUUGGACUUGAUCAGCUCGUUAUUGGUUCUUGACCCAGAUCAAAGAUUUGAUGUUCACCAAACUAUUAGCCACGACUGGUUGGCUCAAGACACCUUAGAGGAUAAAGAUAUGGAGGACGUUAACAUGGACGCUUUCAAUUCAUUAAAGGGAUCUAUCAAGACCAACUCCAUGCGAAGCAGCUCGAUGCUUGGUUCCGAGACCGAUAAAUUAAGAACUCCUGUGAGGUCUUCGAGUCAGCCCAUACGACUUCGAGACCGGUUUGCAUCCGAGUUGAAUUCGAUUGACUAUGAAUGAGCAGACUCUGCUGACUAUGAAAUGAUGAAAAUAUUUACAGGAACUAGAAUGACAGGGUAUUCACCAACUCUAUGGCUUGUUUUCUGCUACUGAAGAACAUCAGAAGUAGGUGCUUAUUGGAAGCUAUAGUGGCUCUGUAUUUCUCUGGCACCGACGGGUUUUGCCGACUUUUUUCAAACUUCUCUUGUAUAGACAUUAUCUUUUGCAAUGCUUUCAAAGCACUCUUACGAUCUUUUAAAAGAAUUUGACAAUCAAACUGCCCUAUCAAGCACGAUAAAUCUCCAUCAGCCUCAUGCCCAAGUUUAAACCACUCAAGACUUUUAUCAUAGUUGUUGAAGACAUUCAACUCCAAGAACCCAAGAGACGAAAAACUCUCCUUCAAGCCUUUGGAGGCACAGAUCUCCAAAUGGUAUCUUGCAAUCUUGGGGUCGGUUAGGGUGAAAAGCUGGCUGUAAUAAUAGUGAGACCUCAAUAUAGUCGAGUCUAGCUGUCCAAAAGCUAUGCUUUUCUCCAAAUACUGCCGGGCCCUUAUCAAGUCGGGUUUGGGUUGUAGUGUGUAAUAGUACAAACCAAGGUUGCUGUAUACGUGGCUGGCAUUUAUGGUAUUUGGUUCUAGUUCAAUGAACUGAAGCCAGUAUGAUUCGGCCUGAGAAAAUGCCCGUUUUUUAUAUGCCAAGUCCCCGGCCAAUUUGAACGUCAAGGGAUUCUUGAGGUCCAGAAGAUUCUCUAUCAACUGAUUGGCGUAUUGAAAAUCUUCUUUAGACGUGUUUGGAUCUUGAAUGGUGUUGAAUGCCAAUAUUGCGAUCGCAUUGCUACUUCCAAGUUCUCCAGCCUGCUCCACAAGCUCAUUCUCCAACUCCACCAAGUGGCGGUUGAUGGUGUUUGUGGUCUUUCGGAUCACCAGAAGUACUUCUUUGAGGGACAUCAAGUCAUCGCUCCUGGUGUAACUCGGAAGUAAUAUGUGGUUAGGGUUGUCGAUGUGGUUGUACACAGCUUCAUAUAUUUUCAUGGCCCUGCUAUAGGCCAAGCGACUGUCUUGGUCGAACAAGAUUCUGUUGAAGACCUUCUUGCUGGGGAUUAUGUCUCGCAACGGUGGCCUCGUCAGGGCAAACCGUCGAAGUAUUUUGAACAUGGCGUAUAGGACGAUAAAUU